Messenger RNA from Alternaria arborescens, 1593 nucleotides. RefSeq lists its product as hypothetical. Gene Ontology annotation, cellular component: MIS12/MIND type complex. The record is from RefSeq and is a predicted model, not a curated record. The coding region runs from base 1 to 1593 and encodes 530 amino acids. Gene Ontology annotation, biological process: cell division; mitotic sister chromatid segregation. NCBI's taxonomy places the organism in Eukaryota, Fungi, Ascomycota, Dothideomycetes, Pleosporales, Pleosporaceae. The transcript is spliced from 4 exons.
AUGACUACUAUCUUCGCGCGCCCACCGCUCCAAUCGCUUCCUAUGGCCACAAACCGACCGACAACGCGACGAAGGAGCGCAAAACAAGCCUUCGAUGACGACGAUGCGCCGGCGCCAAAAAGAGCAAAGGCCGAGGUGAAUGGGUCGAGCAAAAAGGCGACUGCUGCGCCAAAGAAGACAGCAAAGGCAGCUGCAUACGACGAGGACGACGAUGGCUUCCAAUUUUCGCGUCGCACGUCAUCGCGAAGGACUACAAAGGCACAGGCUGCGCCAGCACCAGAACCGAUACCCGAGGAAAGACCAACGAAGCUCGCGCAAGCUGUCGAAGCGCAACCCGUCAAAUCAGCUGCGCGGAAGAAGAAACAAUCAAUCGCAGCAGCCGAUCCAGAAUCUUCAGACUCAGGAAAGCGACGGCGAUCAGCGCGCAUAUCUGCCGACAGUAGACAGUUAGAGGUACGACCGAAGUCCACAGAGCCGCUUCCAACGAAAACUCGCACGAAGAAGGCUGCACCAGUAGAGAAAGAGAGGAAGAAGCAGGUCACACCCCCACCAGAGGUACAACCGCAGCCGAAGAGCACAUAUGGAGAUGUACAAACACCAAGACACAAUGAGAUACAGGUCGCGAAGAAGCGCGAUCCCAACGCCCAAAAGAUCAUGCUGCCUUUUGCCGACACACCAGUUAUAACGAGAAACAAAGAGAUGCGGAAGGGCGGCAACAAGGACGGGUCAAGAAGGAGUAGCACAGGCCUGCGAGGGAGGAGAGCAAGUUCGCUGAUAGAUAGCGGACAAUCGAAUGCGCUACCCCAUUCCGAAGUCGAAGUACGAGAUUUCUACAAGUACAUCGAACAAAGUCUACCCGAACCACGGCGGAUGAAGCAGCUUCUAACAUGGUGUGGAUCGCGAGCACUACCAGCGAAGCCAUCGGGCGACGUCAAGAACGCGAACGCGAUCAUGGCUGCGCGAGCCAUUCAACAAGAGCUUAUAGACGACUUUGCAAGCAAACCUGAGCUUUCGGACUGGUUCAGCAGGGAAGAAACAGCGCCACCACCUGUGGUGAAGAAGCCGAAUCCCCAGAAUGAGAUGAACAAAGCCAAAUUGGAGGAAUUGGAAGACGAAGUCAAGCGUCUCGAAGAUGAGAAAGCCGCAUGGGAAGCCAUUGCAUCAGCAUCGAAAGCUAGCCUUCCUCCGCCUGCACCUUCAAUACCCACUGCGGCACCCACACUAUCGGAUAUCGAUACAUCCCUCCUCGAUCCCGAGCAAGUCGCCAUAAUUUCCUCCCUCCAACUAUCACAACCACAGACCUCACCACAACCGCCGUCAUCAGCAUUCACAUUCACAUCGCCUACGGCACUACAAUCACAUCUCACAUUACUCGCCAACUCACUAGAACCGCACAUCGACCUCUUCGCAGAUGGUGUUCAUAAGAUCGAGCAGUAUCGCGCUACAGCAGAAAAGGUAGCGGAUUGUGUGCUAGGGACAGCGGCAAAGAGGCUAGAGGAGCGAGAUCGGGAGGCAAAGGAAAGAGUCGGAACAGAAGGAGUUGGUGUAGGCGACAUACUGAGAGGCCUUGCAGGCGUACUCAGGGAGCAAUAG